Molecule: messenger RNA, 4782 nt
Organism: Ictalurus punctatus (channel catfish)
Lineage: Eukaryota; Metazoa; Chordata; Actinopteri; Siluriformes; Ictaluridae
Product: ankyrin repeat domain-containing protein SOWAHC-like
Exons: 1
Coding region: 211-1983 (590 amino acids)
Molecular function (GO): protein binding
Source: RefSeq, a predicted model, not a curated record
GAGUAAUGAAUGAAGACGUGGUUGCUCCACUUACUGGCAAUACUAGGGAUUAACAGAGCCAAAAUAAUGGGGGAUCCAGAAAUGGGCCGAGCAUCGAUUUGUUUAUUCAUAUUCCUAAAAAAGAUAUUUUUCCGUCAUGGGGAAUAACAGAUAGCCUGCUAAAUGCAGGUAAACAAUAAUGGUCGAUGAUGUGUAGUUUAGUGUGAUGUGAUGGCGACCGAAUGCAGCCAAGAAGCGGUGUUAUGUUUUCUGACGGAGAGAGGAGGGAGAGUGAAGAACACGGAUUUGAUCAAGCACUUCCGAUCCUUCAUUUCCCCCGAGCCCGAGAGGAAAGCCGCGGUUAAAGAGGCGUUUAAGAGCUACGUGGACAGCGUCGCGGUGGUGAAAGUGGAGAACGGAGAGAAAUAUGUCUGUCUGAGGAAAAGGUUCAGAGGGUCGGUGAAACGGGAGGAUGGCCAUCAUGGACCGGACAGCGCCGCCGUCCUGGAAACGAGCCUCAGCGCUGUUGUUACCCAUGACAACCGCAGGGACAACUGCCUCGCGCCUGUCAAACCGGGCAAGCAUCCGAGCCACGCGCUCAACACCGCCGUCCCGUCAGAGCACAAAGAUACAAAACAAGAAAUACCGCCUGCCUCGUUUUGCGCAGGUGCGCGCACACCUCCGAAUACUUCGCAAACCGGUCCGGAUGUAUCAGCCUUCAUUUCGGCCGCGCACGGAUGUGAGGAUAAAACGGAAAUGGGGAAUAAGCAUACCGGGAACGCUGGCGCUGCGAAUCACACCAGGUCUGUCCGGAGAUCAGAUGAAGCUCUGCAUGAUGCACAAACUUCUACGGGAGGAUGUGUUCCGGAGAUCGCCAAGACUGAACCGGAGACUGACAGAAGCACGUACUUAUACGUUGCAUAUUUACCGACGCAUACCGAAGAAGUAUGCCCGAGCGAGGACAGAGCUGAUCAGAGUCACCCGGAGGGCGAGUCCGCAACGAAAGCACGCGAGGAGGACAGGUUAGGAGCAGGGAGUGGAUCACCGCGGAUCAGUUUAGGCACGUGCGAGGGCGGAGCGGAUGAGGGAAGCGCGGACUCUGCGAGCAGCACGCCCAAAGGCAGUCGGAAGAGUUUCAUCGCGCACAUGAUGAGCAGCUCGCCGCAGGUACGACGCAGCAUGGUGCUCAGGCACAGCCGACACGCAGCCAAGAGCGACUGCGACCCGUCGUCGGUAAACUGCGCGCACGCUGAAGAAGAGAGCGCCUCCGCGACGCUGGACCCCGUGGAGCACGAGUGGAUGAUGUGCGCCUGCGACGGUGAAUGGGACAGCCUGGGUCGGCUCCUGAACAGGGAGCCCAGCCUCGUUUCCAAGAAGGACUUCGUUACCGGUUUCACGUGCCUGCACUGGGCCGCCAAGCUGGGCAAACACGAGCUGCUCGCCCAGAUCGUGAACUUUGCGCGGCAACGCGACUUGGCACUAGACGUGAACGCGCGCUCGAGCGCCGGCUACACGCCCCUCCACCUGGCCGCCAUGCACAACCACAUCGAGGUAAUCAAGCUGCUGGUGGGCGCGUGCGACGCCGACGUGGAGGCGCGCGAUUACAGUGGCAAGAAGGCGAGCCAGUAUUUGCGCAGCGAUGUCGCGCGAGACGUCCUUGACAUAGCGGGCGCCGACGCUGCCUCCGACCCCAGGAGCGAGGAGCUCGCGCUCGGAGACGACGCCAGUGGGUGGAAGCUGCCCCGAGUUCUUCAAGCCAACCUGAGGCUGCUGAACCGCAGCGCGAGCGAGGACGACGGCCGGGACUGUGUCGGGGGGCUCGCGAGGGAGAGGCCACUUCGCCGGAAAUCGUCACUUAACAAGCUAAAGCCCAGACUGAGCAAGGUGCGAGCGGGGAUCACGCCGAUCGUUCACAGCACUUCUCACUUUGAGCGGCUCGAGGGAGCCACGGGUCAAACUUCCGGUCCGUUUAGAACCAGACCCAAGUCAAACCUAUUUGGUUGAUCUCAGACUUCUCAGAUUUGCUGCUUACACACACACACACACACACGCACGCGCGCGCAGUGUGUAGGGAUUAUUCCAAGGGCCAUGGCAGACAGAAGGGGUCCAUUAACCUGUCAGGGGGCACAAAUUCCUCCUUGCACACCUGCUACAAGGGGAACACUUGUGAAUCUACCACCAGCACCAGAGAUGCAGAUGAAUGCAAAAGUUUGCAUCCCCCUAGGUUUUCUUGAGGAAAAAUAAUUGAUCUACAAACAAUUCCAUGUUAAUUUAAUGGUGUUGUUUUGUUCAAAACGUGUUAUAGCUGUUGAGUCUCAGUCAGCAUUUAUCUUUUCUUUUUUUUCUUUUUUUUUAAAUUUAUAGCAGACUCAGAAGGUUCUAUCAAAUAGGAGUAGUUUGGGGGAGGUUGGGGUUGGAAUGAGCAUAAAUCCAAAACAAAGACCAGCAGCCUGCAAGUCCUGAUUUAAUUAUAUCAUAUUUUAAAAAUCUAAUUUUAAUUGUUUUACCACUAACAUUUUUCUGACCAUUUCUAAUCAAGGAACAUCUCUGGGGUGAAAAAAACCCCUACCUUGCGUUAACCUUCCUUCUGGUUUGUUUAAUCGUUUUAGAAGUGAGGGAAUGCAAACAUUUGCACUCAGUUAAGGAAGUUUAUUAAAUGCAACCUUUAGCUGUUUGCUGUGGUAGGUAGGAGCUUAUCACGCAUGGAGCUGAAACAAAUCACAGAUUUGUAAUACAUUUGAAUAUAAUACUAUUUUAAGCACUUACAUAUAUGUCAAUAUACUAGGCCCAUCAUACACUAUUACUCCAAACGCAUUUACCUAAAUAUUAGACUAAACUGACCCUCCACUGAGCCUAGUCCCAGAGUUAAUAUUGAUUCUCGAUUAAAAGUAUUUUACUUAAAUAUUUACCAAUAUUGUCUACCCAGCAAGCUAAUAAUCUGUAAUCUGUAGAAAAUGUGGUGAACAGGGCCAUAUAGAGCAGCACUGUGUAGGCAAUAGACGGUCCACCCUGUGUACUGCCAUAAAUAUCACAAAAUGUGACCAUGUGACAUUAUUUUUUUUACUGGAAUGAUUUAACACCACCUUUCACAAAUUGUGUGUAUAUAAAGUAAAGCGCCUGAAACUCAGCCUACUCGAGCUGCCGUUACAGCCACACAAUACAUAUUUACAGUACAAACCUUUGAACUUGCCAUGUACAAAGUACAAAAAAAACAAGUCCCAAGUACGCAAGGAAACAUUAAAGGGUGUGCUGUUAUAGGAAAAUAAUCAAUGACAGGGCGGUGUGAUGCAACCCAAAGCGAAGCAACGUUGCUCUGUUACGAUCUCAAAGUGGAUUAUUUUCAUAUUUACUGUAUAACAGGACAUCCCAAAGUGUUUUAUUCCUCCUGUGCCACAGCAAUUUACCAACAAUUACAUUUCAUUUAUUAAUGAACAACACAGCAUUUUUAAAAAUUCAUUUAUAGUCCGUCCCUCCCGGAUUUCGCAAUUUUGCGAUCGCAGAAAUGAACGCGAAAUCAAAAUCCGCAAUAUUCCAAGGAGUUUGCAAUUUUUCAAAAUUACUGCAGAUUUUCCACAGAUUCGGGCCAACACGCGUCAUGUGACGUCAUCACAACGCGCAUUCACAACGCUGCAACAAUCACAAAAAAAACUCUGCGAAAUCCUGUACGGACUGUAUAGUUAUAUUUAAUGUUGGGGAAUGUCGACAAAACAAGUUAGUUCCUAAUAUCACUUAUGUUAUAGCAGCUAUAAGCAGAAACCGGAAACCACAAAGUCCUCUGUCCUGAAGACCUAAAGGACUGUUACAAAGUGCUGACCCCAGAGGACUCCUUUCAUGAUACGUUUAAAGAAAACUUCCGAGUGUCAACAAUCAGGCAUUUGUUUUUUUUUAUUUUUUAUUACAGCUGGAAAUAUUUUCAGAGUAGCUCUUAGAGAAAAUGAAUCAACACUUUCUAACCAAUCAGAUUUGAGAAUAAAACAGCGCUGUGGUAUAAUAUCACAUAUUACUGUUUACUGCGCUUAUGAAAAAAACAACUAUGGUCAGGAUGGUUUCUCCUGCUAUAGGCACAGAGCUGUCAGUCAUCACUAGACAAAAGUAUUUAACAGUUUUCUUUACAUGAUUCAUUCAGUGAUGUUAAAAGCAGGGGAAAAAAACAGAAAAAUAGGAAUAGUCAUUUCAGCAACCAGCUCAGACUUCGGUUAAGUUACGGGAUGAGCACAGGGAAAGAAAAACAAGCAAUGCUAUAUACUCGCUUCUCACUAUAAUCCACUGUCAUUUUCAGAUGACGCGCUUUACAUUUACAUCGAAUGUGAUUUUUGUUGCACUUUUCAGUAAGAGAGCACUUAAUUAUAAUUAUAACAAGCGAAACCCUUAUCAGAGUUAAGCAGUUAAGUAACACAAACAUUUUAUUUCCCCCGAGUUAAGUUGUGAAAAUCUUGCUGAGUGUUCGAGCAUGUCUGAAAACGUUAGCGUCAUUGUGGUGAGCGAGUUCGAGCUCGUUCCCUCUUCACACACUGCUGACUGAGUGAUUUGUCAGAUCUGUGGGUUGGCCACAAUGAAUUUGGAGUCUGGAAAAACACAUCUCUUAAAGGAAUACACCAGACUUUUUUUCUUCUUCUUCUAUUUAGUAUAUCUGUAGUGUGCAUGUGAUUAACAAAUGCGAAGAAUUUCUAUGUUUCCUUGUAUUGAGGAUAGAAUAUCAAAUCUGCUUUCUGAAAAUGAACAGGUAGAGCAUUUUCAUAGAAUGUUGAAAUGAAAUCUUCAGUGAAAAGUCACAUGGGAAUUAAAUUAGAGGACUUCGCAACA